This is a messenger RNA of Knipowitschia caucasica, 618 nucleotides long. NCBI's taxonomy places the organism in Eukaryota, Metazoa, Chordata, Actinopteri, Gobiiformes, Gobiidae. The record is from the annotation of a GenBank genome assembly.
AUGAGUGCAUUCUGGCAGAUUUACUCAUUGGUAAUUAUCCAGAUCGCUCUGCUGGAUCACCUCUGUAUCUCAGCUGGGAUCCCUUCAGGGCAGGGCCAGCACAAAAGCCCUCUGUAUGCAGCCUGCAAGAUAAAACCGAGCAGCGGGGCAAAGAUAUUUGGCAUGGUGCUGUUUAAACAAGAAUCCUCUAAUGGCACGCUGUCAGUGGUCCUCAAGCUCCGUGGUUUUGACAGAGAGUCGGCUGAGACCAAAGCGGUACACAUUCAUCAGUUUGGAGACCUAAGCUCAGGUUGUGCCUCCACUGGGGGCCACUACAACCCUCACAACGUCAACCACCCGCAGCAUCCAGGAGAUUUCGGCAACUUCAUGACCAAGGACGGGCACAUUAGCGCUACACUCCAGUCUGAGGCAACACUGUUUGGAGAGCACUCGGUCAUUGGCAGAGCCGUGGUCAUCCACCAGCACCAAGACGACCUGGGGCAGGGAGGCAACGAUUCAAGUCUGCAGAAUGGGAAUGCUGGCCCCAGGAUCGGCUGCUGCAUCAUCGGGAUCACCUCUGUUGCUCCUUGGAUUAAACACACUACAUCUAAAACCUCUAAGAGAUUGAGAGAGAAUUAG